Messenger RNA from Wasmannia auropunctata (little fire ant), 6362 nucleotides. It is a transcript of the gene Bap170, whose product is annotated as AT-rich interactive domain-containing protein 2. Gene Ontology annotation, biological process: regulation of DNA-templated transcription. The coding region runs from base 164 to 5845 and encodes 1893 amino acids. Gene Ontology annotation, cellular component: SWI/SNF superfamily-type complex. Gene Ontology annotation, molecular function: DNA binding. The transcript has 17 exons. NCBI's taxonomy places the organism in Eukaryota, Metazoa, Arthropoda, Insecta, Hymenoptera, Formicidae. The record is from RefSeq and is a predicted model, not a curated record.
CAGGACGCUCCACGCGUAAAUGUGCUCCCGUGCGCGCCCAUGUGCUGCACCUCCUUCCACUUCUCUGCCCGCUGCCCUGCCUGCGUGCCCUGCUGUAAACCCGGAGCACACCAACCCCGACUAGCACGCCCGCGCUCCCGCGCGCACACGUAGCAACGCGAACAUGGCCAAGAUCCUCAACAAGGACCCCGUCACGUACGAGAAGGAGAGGGAGAACUUCCUCAAGGACCUCCGACACUUCCACGAGACCCGAGGGACUCUCUUCAAGAAGACUCCGAAGAUAAAUGGGAAGGAUAUAGAUCUGUAUUUGCUAUAUGUGGUGGUGACCGCUCAUGGAGGAUGGAUCAAAGUCAAUACCAGAAAUGAGUGGGCGUCGUUGUGCGAACAAUUUCACCUGCCCGGCGGUUGUAUCAACAGCGGAGUCGGCCUUAAACAAAUUUAUCUUCGAUAUCUGGACAGGUACGAGAAGGUCCACUUCCUAGGCGAGGAUGGUCAACAGGCCGACGACGACGAUGAGGACUCCAGGCAUCGAAAAUGGUCGGCCAGAGCACUGCACUCCGUUCCUCUUACUUAUAACCACCAUCAGCACAACAUCGCAGAAUCUCUGCGCGAUUACAACGGACUCUCGUCGGACCUUUACAAGUCCUCGAAUUACGACAAGCUCUCGCUGUCGCUCCUGUCGCCGCUGCCAAACGAGCAGGACUUCGCCAUCAAUGUCUGCACCCUCCUGUCGAACGAGGGCAAGCACACCCUGCGGCUCGACAAGUAUCCCCGUCUGGUGAACAUCCUCCUGGCACAUGCCGGCGUGUUUGACUCGCCCGGCACGCGGCAACUCUUCAUCGAGGUGUACUCGCGCGUUCGUAAUUACUCCAUUAAUUCCUUCUGGUCGGACGUGCUCGACUCCCAGGAUGUGAUAGACCUCACGGACGAGAGGACCUUCAUGAAGAAGCCGCCCACCAGCCUGCCGACGUUUUCCAGACGGAAAAUCCUCGAGAAGGAGAAGCAGAGCAAGCAGGACGUCGUCGCGUUGACGACGGAAAACGUCGAUGAACCGUCGCACCUACUGGAUCCCGAAGCGAUACUUCCAGAUUGCCCGCGGCUAGAUUUGUCCCUCUUGCACUCGGACGAGAAUCUGAAAGAUCAGAAUCAGAAUUCCAUCAAGUUCGAGGAGGAGGACAAGGAUCUGUUUUGCGUCGGUCGGACGUUAGGUACGCAGGACGCGUACGGGCAGCGCGUGCUGCAGAUCGCCUCGAUCCUACGGAAUCUUAGCUUCACGCCGGAGAACGCGACGGUAUUAGGCAGGAACCGGUGUUUCCUGCGAUUCGUGCUGCUCUGCGUGAGAGCGAGGUGGAGCAAUCUGCACCAGCUCGGCUUCGACAUACUAGGGAACAUAGCGAACGAGAUUAUCCUGAAGGAGGCCGGCGAGAGGAUAACAGACGUCGUCCUAACGUGCGUGGCCAAGGGAAUCGAGUCUCAGGACAGGUUUAUCGUUAUAUCCUGCCUGGAGGUGCUCAACAAGAUCAGCCAGCAAGACAGUAACGAAGAAAUUGUCACGUUCGGUCUGGCAGACAAUGUAUAUGAACUUAUAUGCAGAUUUCUAGCUCUAAGUGACAUAGCCCUCUUAGUGUAUACCCUGGAAUGUCUGUACGCUUUAACGUCGCUGGGUGAGAGACCAUGCACGAGCGUCGCGCGGGUCCGCGGUGCCAUCGAUACGCUGGUCGCCCUCGUCACCGUGGAGGCGCAAAGCUACGGCCCGAAGGCCUGUAUUCUCAUGCGCGUGGUUGAGACGGUGUCCACAGUAGCGGUGCAGCAGAACACCACGGGUCAGGCCACUGUAACCGCCCCUCCUGCCACACCGACCACAACGACUGGGUCCGUGUCCACUCCGUCUACGCCGGCUUCGAUUACCGCGACACCGGCACCCGCCAGUCCAGCGUCUUCGCGACCUACGACUCCCGCCGCGACCUCGACCAAGUCGACAACGCACAGUAAAGCGUUGGAGACGGCUAACGCGAUCCAGCAACAAAACGCGCAUCAGCAGAUUAUUCAAGAGAACGAACAGUUUGCUCUAAACUGGGUGAAAGCGACCUUCGAGCUCAUACCCGGUGUACGCAUCGAACAGGAGGAAUUGUAUAAAAAGUACCUCGGCUGCUGCACGAAGAUCGGUAGACGAGGCGUGAUAGCACCGCUGCAUUUUCCCAGAUGCGUCAGAUCCGUUUUCGGCAAUAUCGUGGGGCCGAAUCCGUUGAAGGGCGAAAAUACCGGUACCCAGUAUUACGAAGGCAUCCGAGUACGGGCCACACCCGCGCCGAUCACUUAUCCGAGCCAAACCACCGCUGCUGUCGCGACUAAUACGCUCUCGAUUCCGGCGGUCAACACUACUCCAGUAAAGGUGCUUCCCGUUCAACAGCGUACAGUCAAGAAUAUAAGUCCCGCACCCGAUAGCACGGCCGCUUCCCAGGUCGAUAGUCCCGCCGCGUCGUCCGGGACGCAAACGACCUCCACCCCCGCGUCUCCCAUCCUCAAGGCCCAAUUGUCCGCACCGCCGAAACCCCCGUCCAACAACACCUCGAGCCAGUCCCAAAAUCCAGUGACCAAGGUUGAUUCUAAAAGUCAGGUAUCAGUAUCGCAUCCGCAUCUGAGCCAAGCGUUGCUAGCGAGCGGCUCCCAAACGCCGCAGCAGCAGCAGCAGUCGCAGCCGCAGCCGCAGCCGCAGCCGCAGUUACAAUGUGUCCAGGUAGUUGCUAAGGAAGAUAAUCGAAGUGGCACUACGUCGAGUUCCAUAAUAAAAAGCCUAUUGGCUACUAAGGUAACAGUCAGCAGCGACUGCAUGCCCAGUGCUGCUGCGACUUGUGUGUCUACCCCUACUGCCUGCGUAACAAACACUACUGCUAGCAUCGCAUCCAGCAUCAGUGCCAACCAGCUAAUAACCAGCAACCAGGUUGCCCAACGUCAACAACAGCAGAGGUUACUGCAACAACAGAUGACGGGUGUGAUGCAGCCCGCUGCACCCGCGGCCGUCCCGGCCACGAUACUCCCGAAGACUCCCGUCAACGCUAAACAGAAACCGGCGAUCGCACCCAUUCCUGCCAAAAAGAUACAAAGGCUCAACGGCGCCAAGUUCGUUGUGACUAAUAACUGCGAGAAGACUGAAGUAAACGAUAACGACAAUGCCAACCAAAUUAUCACGUCCACGGCCACGGCCACGGUGGUGAACUCGACUGAAAACCACAUAUCCUCCUCACCGGCGAAGAUCUGUCGUCCGCCCCUGACGACGACGGUCAACGUCGCCACCGCCACACCGAACAAGACGAAUCAAUCACGCACGACGUGCACUUCCAUCGCCGAGGACUCGGAUUCCACCAACAACUCUUUGGCGUCCAGCAGCGGUAUCGGCGGCAGCAGGGACUGCUCCUUCAGGGUCGAGGAGGAGAACAUGCCGACGAGUUUCGAAGGUAUCUUACUUAACGGUGCGCCGGCGAGCAACAACACGGACAUUGACGCGCAGGAGGACGGCUCGUCCAAGGACUCGUCGAGCGUGGGUUCGAAGGACAAGCCGCUGCAGAGCAUGAUGUUGGUAGACCUGCUCGAGAGAAAAGUUGACAAGGAACCAAUUCUGAACGGCGUGCUUACCAAGAACUUAAUUAACGAGAAGGAGAUGGAUCUGGUGGAGAAUCACAUCAAGAAGGUAUUAAAAGAAUCCCCCGCCGAACUGAAGAUGAAAUCCGAGGUGGAGAGCGGCAACGUUAUACAGAACGAAGUGUCCGAGGAUACUCUGAUCGAGGCGCCGCCUCGAGGGAUCAAGAGAUCGGCCAGCGAGUCGGAUGAGCUGGAUAUCAAGAAGCCAAAGUACUCCAACGGCACGAUGUCUCCCGAUCCGGCGGUCGACUCGACCACAGCGGAGUCUACGGUAUCCAGUAUAAAAUCCGAGGAUGACGAUAAGGACAGCGAGAAAGCGACCGUUUCGUCCACUGCGGCGAAUCUCUAUGCCGCUUUGGCAGCGGACUGCAUAGAGGACGAGAUGGAUCUGGAUGAGCAAGUGAACGUUAAGGAUACGAUAAAGGAAGAAGCACCAGCCCCGACGCCAGUGACGGCAAUAGCGACCGCGACGACGACAGCGGCAGCGACGGCAGCAACAGUAGCGAUGGCAGCCACGGCGACGGUAGCAAUGGCAGCGACAGCAACUGUGGCGGUGGCAACGGCAACUCCGGCUUCCCUUCCUCCUCCUCUUCAUAUAAAGACGGAACCGACGCCGGUUCUCGUGAAAGAGGAGCCACCGACUAUACACAUUAAAGAAGAGCCUCAUAUAUUCAUAAAUCAAAUCGCAAGCAUAAAUCAGGCGCCGCAGCAGCAACCGAUUCAGCAACAGCAGCAGCAACUCAUAGUGACAACGCCUAGGCAGAUAGUCGUGCAGCAAACGAUCCCAACGACCAAUCAAAUGCUUAUUCCCACCACGUCGAUGAAGGGCAGGCCACCUCCGCCGCAACCGCAGGUGCUCCUGCAGCAGAACGCGAGCGGACAAUUGCAGUACGUGGUGUCGGGCGGUGUGCCCGGUCAAAAUUACGUGCUGGCGCAGCCGCAGACGGCCUUGGUGCAGGGACAGGCGCAAACCGUCCUCGUGGCGCAGACGACGCAGCAACAGGGGACCGGUACUAAGACAAUUAUCAUACUGCAACCGCAGGCGGCCGCGCAACCGACCCCGCAAAAGAUGGUGGCGGUGACGCCGCAGGGGCAGCAAGUGGUCGUGACGCAGGUUCCUCGUCCGAUCCUGCAGAGCCCGGCGCUCGGUAACAUCCCACCGCCUCUCGUACCCACAUCCGCCACCAUCCCGCAGGCCUCCAUUAUAGUCAACAGCUCGGUGGCGCAGGCCAACCCGAACACGGUGACCGUCACGAUCCCGGCGAUGGCCCAGCAAACUCCAAUAUCCACCAGCGUGCCGUCCAGGGUGGUGACGCCUACCCCGGCGUCCACGCCGCCGCCCACCAGGCCCACGACGCCGCAUCAAGCGGCGGCUACCCACGGUGUGCCCGCUAUCAAGCCGUCGCCCGUUACCAAGAUCAUGAAGACGGUGAGUUCGUCAACCUCUACCGAGCCGGAGUCAAAACCAUCCACGAGUCAACAGCAACAGCAGCAGCAGCAGCAGACGCCACAGCCAGUGCAGGAGAACAAAACCAUCACGAUCAAAAUCGAUCCCAACGCUUACCUGUGCGAGUGGCGGGGCUGUCUUAGACAAUUUAAAACACCGCACGAAGUCUACCUUCACGUUUGCGAGGCCCACUGUCCGACUGGUGGCGAGGAGAUAUUGUGUCUGUGGGCGAGCUGUGACGCUCUCAAGAGACGCAAGUUCUCGUUAAUGACGCAUCUCUACGAUAGGCACUGUAACGCGGACACAAUGUCGAUGAGAAGGAAGCAGUUGACAGUAACGGGUAAAACCGAAGUUUCCACGUCUACGCCUCCGACUCCGCAUCAUCCCGGAUACGCACCCAACGCGGCAUUCCACGCUAUUAAACGGCAUGCUCUGGAAUUCGUUAAUCCUAAGGAGUUAAUGCAGCAAAGGCCGACCAAGCCCGCUGCAGCCACCUCAAGCUCUUCUUCCCCCAGACCUGGGCAAAAUUCUCCACCAGAACAGGAUGACAACGAAGGUCCAGUGACCAAAAGUAUUCGCCUAACGGCAGCUCUCAUUCUUAGGAACCUAGUCAUAUACUCAACACACGGUAGAAGGCAUCUUAGAGCGUACGAGCCCCACUUGGCAGGCGUGGCGUUAAGCAAUGUCGAAUCAUCGAGAACAAUCGCACAAGUCCUUUACGAUAUGAACGACCAGAGUAGCAGUAGCCAUCAUAGGUGACCUCUUGAAUCAGGCCUCUAAAAAGCUCUUUUAAUCUUGCGAGCAGCGAUCAACUUACAUUAUUUCGAAUUACACGGGGAGGAAAGCGGGAGUGUAUUAAGUUUAUAGUCACUUGCCGCGUGCUGAUACAUGCACAUUAGAUGUAUGUACAUGCACGCAUGUAUGCGUGCGUGCCUAUGUGUAUGUGCGUGCGUGCGUGCGUGCGUACGUGCGUACGUGCGUGCAAUGUGUGUCCAUGCACAGUUUGGAGGAUUAGAACUAUAUAGAGAAGAAUGGGAAGAAUAUUGCGAGGAUAAAUGUUCCAUAUAUAGAAAAAAAGAGGCCUAUAAACUUACUAGGCAAAUCAUUUUGCCAAUUUAGAUUAAUAAUAUGAACUGUAACUAUAGUGAAAUACGAAACAAAGACAUUUAGGUCAAAUAUGGAAAAGUGAUAAUGAGACUGCAAGAAACAGAGAGAGAGAGAGAGAGAAAAAGAGAGAAAGUGUAUGUGUGUGCGAUGAAGAUCGAAAAAGAGAGAA